AUGCCUGGGCCUGGACCCACACCACCAAUGCUGCUGAUGCUGCUGAUGCUCUACUGGCUGCCUUCGGGAGGUGCCCUGUCUUUGGCCCAGGAGCACCUCCCGGCCUUUCCGGGACCCUCAGAAGCUCGCUCCGGUACGGAUGUCUCCAGAUUCGAGGAGUUUCGGAAACUCUACGAACACUUGCAGACCAGGUUGCGGUUGAACCAAAGCUGGGAAGAUUCAAACCCUGACCGAGUCAUCUCUGAAGCUCAAGUCCGGAUACUCACUCCAAAGCUGCGACUUGGGCUGGGCGGCCACCUGCACCUGCGCAUCGCCCGGGCUGACCUGACGAAGGGGCUCCCCGCAUCCUUCCGCCUGCAUCGCGCGCUGCUCAGGCUGUCCCCGACGGAGCUGAGCUCGUGGGACGUGACGCGGCCGCUGCGGCGUCAGCUCAGCCUUGGAGGUUCCGGGGCGCCCACCCUCCACCUGCGACUGUUGCCUCAGAGGGACCGCUUGGCGGCGGCGUUGCCUUCUUCUGCACGUCCCCAGCUUGAGCUGCACUGGCGGCCACGCGCGGCCAGAGGGCGCCGCAACGCGCAUGCGCGCUCCAAGGACGACUGCCCCCUGGGGGCGGGGCGCUGCUGCCGCCUGCAAAGCUUGCGCGCGUCGCUCGAGGACUUGGGAUGGGCCAACUGGGUGGUGGCGCCUCGCGAGCUGGACGUGCGCAUGUGUAUCGGCGCGUGCCCAAGCCAGUUCCGGUCGGCCAACACGCACGCGCAGAUGCAGGCGCGCCUGCACGGCCUGAACCCCGACGCGACGCCGGCGCCGUGCUGCGUACCCGCCCGCUACGAGCCGGUGGUGCUCAUGCACCAAGACAGCGACGGUCGGGUGUCGCUUACGCCCUUCGACGACCUCGUGGCCAAGGACUGCCACUGCCUAUGAGCGGUCCUAGUCUUUCGCUUACGGCUCGUGCGCAGUGGAAGUGACCUCAGAGGUCCUUGCCUGUCGAAGGGGCUUGUGGGUCCUCAGAUACCCGAUUUCCCACCACUGCUAUCUACCCCGUCCCGCGGAGACCGCUGUAUUUAUGUUUGUAUUUAUUAUUAACUUAUUGGGGUGAUCUGCCUGGGGACUGGAGGGGCUGGUCUGACGGUGUGCAUUUAUUUAAAACCGUGGUAAUAAAAAUGAAGUUGUCUGACCCGA
Molecule: messenger RNA, 1179 nt
Organism: Lynx canadensis (Canada lynx)
Lineage: Eukaryota; Metazoa; Chordata; Mammalia; Carnivora; Felidae
Gene: GDF15
Product: growth differentiation factor 15
Exons: 2
Coding region: 1-921 (306 amino acids)
Biological process (GO): SMAD protein signal transduction
Cellular component (GO): extracellular region
Molecular function (GO): growth factor activity; cytokine activity
Source: RefSeq, a predicted model, not a curated record